AUGCGUGAAGUUAUUAGUGUCAACGUCGGUCAAGCCGGUUGUCAAAUCGCAAACUCUUGCUGGGAGCUCUACUGUCUUGAGCAUGGUAUUCAGCCCGAUGGAUACUUGACCGAGGAACGUAAAGCCGCCGACCCCGACCAAGGCUUCAGCACCUUCUUCUCCGAAACCGGUCAAGGAAAAUAUGUCCCACGUGCGAUCUACUGUGAUCUCGAGCCAAAUGUCGUCGAUGAGGUCCGUACCGGUACAUACCGCAACUUGUUCCAUCCAGAGCAAAUGAUUACAGGAAAGGAGGAUGCCUCAAACAACUACGCCCGUGGACAUUACACUGUUGGCAAGGAGUUGAUUGAUCAAGUUUUGGACAAGGUUCGCCGGGUUGCCGAUAACUGCUCUGGUCUCCAGGGUUUCCUCGUUUUCCAUUCCUUCGGUGGUGGAACUGGAUCUGGUUUCGGUGCUCUUCUGAUGGAGCGUUUGUCAGUCGAUUUCGGAAAGAAAGUAAAGUUGGAGUUCUGUGUCUACCCAGCACCACAAACCGCUACCUCUGUCGUCGAACCAUAUAACUCCAUUUUAACCACUCACACUACCCUUGAGCACUCCGAUUGUUCUUUCAUGGUUGAUAACGAGGCUAUCUACGACAUCUGCCGAAAGAACCUUGGUCUCGAGAGACCUGAUUACGUCAACUUGAACCGCUUGAUCGCCCAAGUUGUUUCUUCGAUCACCGCCUCCCUCCGAUUCGACGGUUCCCUCAAUGUUGAUCUUAACGAGUUCCAGACCAACUUGGUUCCAUACCCACGUAUCCAUUUCCCUCUCGUUGCCUACUCCCCAGUCGUUUCCGCUGCCAAGGCAUCCCACGAAGCCAACUCCGUUCAAGAAAUCUCCAUGUCUUGCUUCGAGCCCAACAACCAGAUGGUCAAGUGUGACCCACGUAACGGAAAGUACAUGGCUACUUGCUUGUUGUACCGUGGUGAUGUUGUACCAAAUGAUGUUCACGCUGCUGUGGCCACCCUUAAAACUAAGCGUACCAUUCAAUUCGUUGAUUGGUGCCCAACUGGUUUCAAGAUCGGUAUCUGCUUCCAGCCACCUCAAAUGGUUCCUAACGGUGAUUUGGCCAAGGUCAACCGUGCUGUAUGCAUGCUUUCAAACACAACUGCUAUCGCUGAGGCAUGGUCCGCCCUUUCCCACAAAUUCGAUCUCAUGUACUCCAAGCGUGCUUUCGUGCAUUGGUAUGUCGGUGAGGGUAUGGAGGAAGGUGAAUUCUCUGAGGCCCGUGAGGAUCUUGCUGCUUUGGAGCGUGAUUACGAAGAGGUUGCGACCGAUUCUCUUGAGGGUGACGAGGUUGCCGAUGCUGAGUACUAA
This is a messenger RNA of Botrytis deweyae, 1353 nucleotides long. RefSeq lists its product as uncharacterized. Lineage: Eukaryota; Fungi; Ascomycota; Leotiomycetes; Helotiales; Sclerotiniaceae. Gene Ontology annotation, cellular component: microtubule; nucleus; cytoplasm. The record is from RefSeq and is a predicted model, not a curated record. Gene Ontology annotation, biological process: nuclear migration by microtubule mediated pushing forces; mitotic cell cycle; nuclear division. Gene Ontology annotation, molecular function: structural constituent of cytoskeleton; GTP binding. The coding region runs from base 1 to 1353 and encodes 450 amino acids. The transcript has 7 exons.